AUGGCCCCGAGUUCCUGGCGUCCCUUAAAUGGGACAGGGGUGCGAAGAAUCCCCAGGCGGAAAACAGAAGGAAAAACGUUAAGAUUAGGAACAUGGAAUGUGAGAAGUUUGAAGAGUCCAGAAAAAGUCCAUAAUGUAUGCAAAGAGAUGAUACGUUUAAGAAUCGACAUAUUAGGUAUCAGUGAUGUUAGAUGGAGGGGAAACGGUAAAUACCAGAUAGAUGAAGACCACAUUAUGUACUACUCUGGCACCGAUGACACCUCAAAUAAAUAUGGAGUAGGAAUUAUUGUAAACACAAAAUCCUUAAAUACUACGUAUAGCUUUUUACCUAACUCAAACCGUACCAUGUUGCUUCAACUACAGGCCAAACCUAGAAAUAUUAACAUUAUUCAAGUGUAUGCUCCCACCACUGAUGGUACAGAUCAAGAAGUUCAGGAUUUUUAUAGCGAAGUCGAACAGUUGCUUAAAUUAACAAAAAAACAUGAAGUUAACCUUGUUAUGGGUGAUAUGAAUGCUAAGGUAGGAAAUGUGGAGGUACAAGGUGUAACAGGAAAGUUCGGUUUGGGUACAAGAAAUGAAAGAGGAGAGACCUUUGUACAGUUUUGCCAAGAACGUGACCUAGUCGUAAUGAAUACCUUUUACCAACUACCACCGCGAAGAUUAUAUACCUGGACAUCACCACGACACAGCCCACAACACGUAAUUAGGAAUCAAAUUGACUAUAUUACUAUAAACAAACGUUUCAGAAACAGCAUCAAAAACACAAAAACGUAUCCGGGAGCAGACAUCGGUUCGGACCAUAACCCACUUAUCGCCACAAUAUCGUGUAUACUUAAGAAAAUUAAGAAAAAGACAGUAAAUUUUAAAUCCGACAUAACAAAAUUCAAUGACACUGAUACUAAAGCUAAAAUAAAAGUAGAAAUAAACAAAUGGGCAGCAGAGAUAAAAACACAGGCGAUUAGUUCAUCUGAAGAGACAUGGAGGUCACUAAAAGCUAAAAUACUAGAAAUUAAUAAGGACUAUCUAAAGAGAGACUGGUCACCUAAACAAGCCUGGAUGACAGAGAAAAUUUACAAACUCAUGGAAGAAAGACGACUUUAUAAACAUACCAAUGUCACUAAAUAUAAAAAGCUACAUCGUACAAUACGAAGAGAAGCUCGUUUUGCUCGUGAGUCUUGGUUUCGGCAUAAAUGUGAGUGUCUAGAAAAUCUAUAUAAAAAACAUGACGCAUUCAAUCUACAUAAAGAAAUAAAAACCCUGAUGGGUCACAAAACGCACACAAAUCAACUUGUAGACGAACAUCAGAUCCCCAUCUUAGAUAUAUCUUUGAAAAAACAAAAAUGGGAACAAUAUAUAACGUCUUUGUUUUAUGAUGACACUCGCAACGAAGAAGUAGUUAACACAACCACCGAAGGAUACUCUAUUAUGCCGGAAGAGAUUAUAAGAGCUCUGAGUAAAGCCAAGCGCGGAAAAUCACCGGGACCAGACAAUAUUAACAUCGAAGUAUUGAAGCUCAUUGAGGAAGACAACAUCGAGGUUCUCGUUAAUUUCAUGAAUUCAAUAUACGACUCUGGUGAACUGCCUCAUGAUUGGUUAAAGUCAACGUUCGUCACGCUUCCAAAAAAAGCGAAUGCGAAGAGAUGCGAGGACUUCCGAACGAUUAGCCUCAUGAGCCAAGUGUUGAAGGUAUUCCUCAGCAUCAUUCAUGAGCGUAUAAGGAAGAAGUGUGACGACCAACUUGGUGACAGCCAGUUUGGCUUUCGAGCAGGCGUGGGUUUAGGAGAAUUUACGAGUACUUUUACAAGGUUCUGGGAAAUGGACGACUAUGGACGAGGUGAUGAUUGA
This is a messenger RNA of Papilio polytes (common Mormon), 1845 nucleotides long. RefSeq lists its product as uncharacterized. Gene Ontology annotation, molecular function: catalytic activity. The record is from RefSeq and is a predicted model, not a curated record. Lineage: Eukaryota; Metazoa; Arthropoda; Insecta; Lepidoptera; Papilionidae. Bases 1 to 1845 code for a protein of 614 amino acids. The transcript is spliced from 2 exons.